Pyricularia grisea is the source of this 2771-nucleotide messenger RNA. RefSeq lists its product as uncharacterized. The coding region runs from base 151 to 2559 and encodes 802 amino acids. The transcript is spliced from 3 exons. Gene Ontology annotation, biological process: transmembrane transport; fungal-type cell wall biogenesis. The record is from RefSeq and is a predicted model, not a curated record. NCBI's taxonomy places the organism in Eukaryota, Fungi, Ascomycota, Sordariomycetes, Magnaporthales, Pyriculariaceae.
CUUGGAUAAACCAACUCGCGUAUUUGAAGAACACAAAAAAAAAAAAAAGAAGAAGAAGAAGAAAACAAGAAAUCGAAUAGAAAUCUUUCGACACAUUCUUGGUACCAGCUCAGGCCAUUCGAUUCGACAUACACAAAACUCGAUAUCGAUAUGGCGCGAUGCAGUAGAGGAAAAGGGCCAUGGCAUCGGCUCGUCGCCGGUGCCCUUGGUAUUAUGGCAUUGGCAGUGCAAGGUGUUGUGGCCGAGGAUAUUCUCAAAACUAGCGGCUUCAGCAACUGCGGAACCACACCUACCGUGGAGGUCACGAAGAUGGAAAUCACUUACAACGCCUCGAACAAGACCGUCAUUUUCGACAUCAGCGGAUCAAGCAGCAAAUUACAGAACGUGACGGCCUCUAUUAACGUAACCGCUUACGGCCAGAGUGUCUUUUCCAACAAUUUCAAUCCUUGCUCUGCUGCCACUUUUGUAUCCCAAUUGUGUCCAGUCCCUGCCGGCACCUUCUCCGCACGAGGUCAACAAGUUAUUCCAGCUCAGUUUGCCGACGCCGUUCCCGCGAUUGCUUUCCAGAUCCCCGAUAUCGCCGCACUCGCCACUCUCGAACUCAAGUCCUUGGGCGGGGGAGGAAAUGUGGCUUGCAUCAGGUCCCAGGUGUCAAACGGCAAGACGGCUAGUGUUCCCGCAGUUUCGUAUGUUGCCGCCAGCGUAGCCGGUGCGGCUCUUGUCAUGACUGGAGUCUCUGCUAUGGGUGCCGCAGUUGCGGGUGGAGGUGGUGCCGCAGCCGGCAGCAGUGCGGCUGGGUUCGGGACCGUCAGUCCCAGCUUCACCGAGGUUUUCGGAUGGUUCCAAGGUCUGGCUAUGGAUGGCAUGCUCUCGGUUGCCUACCCGCAGGUCUACAGGAGCUUUUCCAAAAACUUUGCCUUCUCGACCGGUCUCGUCCAAUGGACCUCAGUCCAGGUUGCCAUCGACAACUUUCGCGCCAUGACCGGCGGCAACCUUACCGCCGACAGCGUAGAGGCCCUUCGCAACACCACCCUGGUCUUCGAUGACGGCUCGAUCCAAGCUCCGUCCAGCAACGUGGUCAAGGUAAAGCGAGCGUUUGAUGACCUGGUCAUGCUUGCGGCCAGGGAGAUCGAGACGAGCAUCAACACCACCGCCCCAGCAUCGGGCCAAGAAAACUCUGCCAUGCCCGAAAGCCUGCGAUCGACCGUCACUGGCAUCCAGGCCUACGUGAACCAGCUGUCUAUUCCUUCCGCGAACACGUUCAUGACGGUUCUUUUGAUUGUGGCCAUUGCCAUUGUUGCCAUCGCCGUCGGAAUCCUGCUGUUCAAGCUGAUACUUGAGUUCUGGGCUCUCUUCGGAAACUUCCCCGAGUCUCUGAUUGGAUUUCGCGAGCACUACUGGGGCUCAAUUGCGCGCGCCAUCACUUCGCUCAUUCUGUUGCUCUACGGCGUCUGGGUCCUGUACUGCAUAUUCCAAUUCACACACGGAGACUCAUGGGCUGCCAAGACGCUUGCCGGAGUGACACUGGCACUAUUCACUGGUGUUCUGCUAUUCUUCUCUUUCAAGAUCUGGUACACUGCUCGCCAGCUUAAGCAGUCGGAGGGUAGCGCCAGCGGACUUUAUGACCAGAAGAGCAUCUGGGUCAAGUACAGCAUGUUCUACGAGUCUUACAAGAAGGACUACUGGUGGUUGUUUGUGCCGACAAUCGUCUACCUUUUCGCAAAGGGCGUCUGCAUUGCUGCCGGUGAUGGACAUGGGAAGGUCCAGACCAUCUCCCUGCUCUGUAUCGAGGCGUUCAUGCUUGUCAUGCUCGUCUGGAACCGACCAUACGAGCGAAAAUCCGGCAACGUUAUCAAUGUCAUCAUCCACGUAGUCCGCGUCCUCUCAGUCGUGGUCAUCCUGGUGUUUGUCCAGGAGUUUGGUAUAAAGCAAACGACGCAGACGGUGGCUGGUGUCGUUCUCAUUGUCAUCCAAUCCACUUUGACCGGUGUUUUGGCAAUUCUCAUUGCUUGGAAUGCCAUCAUUGCCUGUUGCAAGGCUAACCCGCAUCGCAAGCGCAGAAAGGAGCUCGAAAAAAUGCGCGAUGCUGACACGCUCACGCCCCUUGACGCACGGAACUCCCUUCUCCUGGACCGACCCAAGACGGAAGGCAAGGAUUCAUCUGCCACAUUUGCCGUUGCCAACACGGCCUUGGAUGAAAAGUCGUCACUUUCACCGCCACGUACCAUGCCGGAUAGACAGCUCAGCCCUGGACCUCGAAGCCCGUACCCCGGUGAGAGGCAGUCUGCGGGUGCCGGAGACACAUUCCGGGCCGACACAUUUAGGCCCCUUACACCGCAGUCCCAGUACGAUGACAAGGACAAUCUUCUGGCGGGAGCCGCACCGAUAGCAGCGGCAGACAGCAGGCAGCCUACAUUACCCGCUCUUGGCGGUGCCCCUCGGCCGACGAACAACUACAACCCGAGAAAUUAUAUACCGUCGGGUUACGGGGGCGGCUACAACCAGGGUGCCGACUAUAAUAACAACGGCUAUGGCUAUGGACCACGCAGUGGCUACUAAGGUGUGUGUCAGGACUGGUGCAACGGGGGUUUGGAACGAAGCCACGUUGAGGCUUCUUUUUUCCUUGGUCUCCUGGUAUUUUGUAUGAUGCCAUCUUUCUAACAGCGAGCAUUCAUUGUUGAAUAUGGUGUGUGUAUUUUUAGCCAUUCGUUCAUUACGUACAAACAUACCCCUCACGACGAGAAUCUAUCUACUUGAACUACUUAUCCAGA